AUGGCAGACCACCCCUUCUUUAAAAAAUACGGUCCGCCGCAAGACCACUCUUCACGUCCCAUGCAACAUGGUCGCAAUACUCCCUCAACCCUUGAAUCUGCUCCAGAACACGAGAAGAAGCCUUCUGAAGAGUAUCUGAUGAGCGGUGCGGUUCAAACCCAUAGUGCGUUGAAGCGGAGUGUAAAAGCCCAUGAGGACAAUGUGUACGAUACAGAUCGAAAGUCCAAGAAUUCGUCCGCCGUCUGCUCAUCUGAGACCCUCUCUUGGGCUCUUUCCGUGGUGGCCGUGAUUCUUCUCGGAUUGAUGGUCUUCGUCCUGUUCGAGACAAAGCCUGAGGAGCCGUCAAGACGUCACAUAGCAGCCGCCUCCAGCUUUUGUGCGCAGCCCCACCGUCAUCUGCUGGAGGAAGGUCUUCAGGUGACCUCCUCACUGGAGGCUUCUGUGGCUAACAUUACUCAUUUGGACAAUUACAACCGCAGCGACACCCAGAAUCAUAUGCGGAAACCCUCUAUCAAAGUGGACGUGUCAAGCCUGAUGUCAGACCUUCGACGUCGGAUCCAAGGUGCAAAAUCGGUUUCAGACACAGCAUGGAACCUUGUAGUUGUCGCUGUGCCAAAUUUCAUCUCCUCUGUCGAUCACACAAUUGAUUAUGUUGAUGACCUGAAGCUCCUUGUGGAUAGUUCAUCCCGAAUGCUUUUCCAGACGUUUGACAAGCAUGAAGAUAUAUUGAAUGCAGCUAGACGUCUCCGCGAUAUAGUGUUGAGCGAGAUCGGAGCCCAUGAAAACGCUGCAGCUGCCUUCGGAGCCAAACUGGACCACGAAGUUGAACGUAAUCAGCGCAGAUUGAGCCGUAUCGAGACGUACAAGUCGGUCGUCGAAGGCGUUGCUACGAUUGAGGAGCGGGCGUCUGAAAGCUUGAGCCACUGGAAAACGACGGAGCCCCUGGUCAAAGAUCUACAGGCGCAUUCGGGCUUUCUGCGACAGCUGGGGCAGAUCAAAGCAGACUAUGAGAAACAAGCCUUGGCCUCAAAGUUUGAAGACAUCGCAGGAACAUUGAGUGAGGUGGAGGUUGUGUUUGGAGUCAGGUAG
Molecule: messenger RNA, 1089 nt
Organism: Bacidia gigantensis
Lineage: Eukaryota; Fungi; Ascomycota; Lecanoromycetes; Lecanorales; Ramalinaceae
Exons: 3
Coding region: 1-1089 (362 amino acids)
Source: RefSeq, a predicted model, not a curated record